Molecule: messenger RNA, 2047 nt
Organism: Salarias fasciatus (jewelled blenny)
Lineage: Eukaryota; Metazoa; Chordata; Actinopteri; Blenniiformes; Blenniidae
Product: SUZ domain-containing protein 1-like
Exons: 4
Coding region: 102-569 (155 amino acids)
Source: RefSeq, a predicted model, not a curated record
UGGGGAAAUCCGUCAGCGUGACGUCACGGCAGGCUGCAGACAGCCGGGAGGCGGAUCUGAAAGAGCCAACCCCACAGCAGCGUGUCUGAGCAACAUGAAACAUGGAUGAGGAGGUCGCUGAAAGUUGGGAGGAAGCGGCUGAUAGUGGGGAAAUGGAAAAGCGGUUGGAAGAGAAGCUGAGGAUCAGUCAGAGAGAGAAGGAGUCUUCGCGAUCUCCCCUGAAAACCACCGUGGUGAUACAGGACGACUCCAUGCCGGCAGCACCUCCACCUCAGAUCCGCAUCCUGAAGCGGCCAGCAAACAACGGCUCGCUCGGAUCGGCCCUAAAUCAGAGCAGACCCACGCUGCAGGUCAAGUCUUUGGCCCAGCGAGAAGCAGAGUACGCAGAGGCCAGGAAGAGAAUACUGGGCAGCGCCUGCCCGGAGGAGGCGCCUCAGGACAAGCAGAACACUGACAGGCUCGGGCGCAAUAACUCUACGUUGCCUUCAGGGGAAACCCGAUCAAACCAUCACACCGUCCGGCAGCCGGCAGGCCCCGACGGCUCCCACGGGUUCCGACAACACAGAUAAGUUUGGCCUGGAGGGGCCGCCCGGCCAUGGAGAGGAGGGGGGGGGGGGGGGGGGGGGGGGGGAGAACCCAAGGGUCACCGGAGAGAACUGUAAAAGUUUGGACACUUCCCUCCUUCAGCUCCCAUCUGUGGGAUGGGCUGUGAGCACAGAGGACUGAUAAGAGAGGCUCUCCCCCCCCCCCCCCCCCCCCCCCCCCCCCCCAAGCUCGUCUGUUUGGCACUGUGAUGAUGGACUUCUUUUGGACUCACUGUGAUGACCCCCCCACCCCCCUUUAAGUGACGCCCCUCGCCUCCGUCCUCCCUCCGCCCCGGGGCCUCCUGAAGGACACCUGAAGGGCAGAAGCAAAGACUUGUAACAAAGGACAGCUCAGAGAGGAGGGGACACGAGGGGCCAUAUCAAAACGAAUUAAGCUGGUACUGCAGCAGCUUUCUUCCCAGCAAUAAUACCCAACGUCACCCUCCAAACCUUUUUUUUUUUUGUUUGUUUUAAAUGUUUUUUUUGACUCGCAAGGUUUUAAUUUUUUGUUGUGCUGUUGCUUGUGUUUAUCUUAGGGAUGCGCUGAUGUCUAAGGAUACAUUUUUUCAUAAUCCGCACGCAAUAGUCAAUAAGUCGGUCAUUCACAUUGAGAUUUUAAGUAAACACAAUAUGAUGUUUUUAUGAAAUGGAAACAUGCAUCCUCUCUUCCUUCCUAUGGUUUCAGCUGAUUUUACAGACAGUAGGAAACAGCGACGCUCAUCGUUUAACCCGGGUGUUGGUUAUCAGUGCAGCCCUGAGGUCAUUUGCCAUUUUUUUUUUUUUUUUUUUUUUUUAAAGAAGAGGUUUCAGGUGAUUUGGUGUUUGUCAGGUUGUAUAUUUGACAACUUCUGUUUACGGUUUUGUUUUGUUUUUUUAAUUAAACUUUCCAGCUGUCUUCCUCUGACUUUCACUGUAUAAUCUUAUUUAAAAAAGUAAAAAACUAAAGAUGAGAUUGUGAAUUUGAGUAGAUUUUUGAAUUGCAUUCUUGCCUUUAAAAAACAAAAAAAGGUUCGCAGCAUUGCCAGAGCAGCGUUUUAAUUGAAGCCAAAUCCAAAGCCCUUUUCUAAUAACCUAAAAAUGUCAGACGACGACAAGAGGGCGCUGUGGUGAAACGACUUUACCGUUGUCGAAUCCCCUUUGUUGCCACACUGAAGCGCAGCACGUAGGAACUCAGGUGCACGUGAACGAGACUGAAUGAAUGAAAGAUGAACCCAGAUUGUAUUUUUUUUUUUUUUGGAUCAGCUACUGUCCAUAUUUAAGCUCGGAUUGCCCGUCUCUGAUGUUCAAAGGUGAAUGAAUUCCAGGUUUGUAGCUUGUCUGACUUUCUGGCAUCUGGCGCCGCUUUCCCCGUGUGACCCAGGCAUGGAGCCACAUCUGGAUGUGGCGCCGCUGGGGGGAGCCGACUGUGGCUUUCCAGGACCGCUGUGCCCUAUAGAUGUUUCUCAAUAAAAAAAAAAAAAAAA